This is a messenger RNA of Phymastichus coffea, 3666 nucleotides long. RefSeq lists its product as uncharacterized. The transcript has 5 exons. The coding region runs from base 152 to 1819 and encodes 555 amino acids. NCBI's taxonomy places the organism in Eukaryota, Metazoa, Arthropoda, Insecta, Hymenoptera, Eulophidae. The record is from RefSeq and is a predicted model, not a curated record.
CUGCGCCUGGUGUCCGCAACGAGAGUACUACAGAGACCAGAGCAGCACAGCUGGCAGCUGAACAUACGGGAGCUGCUGCUCUGCCGUCGCUGCCGGCAAUUUCUAUUGAAUAACGCGUAGCCUCCACACUUCGCGCACACGCUCCGUCAUCAUGGUGUUGGCGGAUACAUCUCUAACAGACAAUUUACAUCUGCAUCACCGCAGCAACUCAUUCAUGUCGACAACAUCGUCAAACGGCAAUCAGCAUGACGGCAUCCAUAUAAAGAAUCUUCUUGAGGGUGAAACUCUAACGUACAGUUUGGCACUCAUUCGUGGUAAAGCACCACUAGGUUGCACUUACAUUCGAGUACGAAACGGUGGCCACAAAAAUCCAACGUCCGAGUGGCCGGUAGUAGCUGGUGAUUUCCGUGUUCUCGUUGAAUUACAACGUGGUGUGAACAGACUGGAACUCGAAGCUGGUGGUUUCAAACGUAAAUUUAGCCUUGUCUACGAGCCCAGAUCAACACGAUUAAGGGUUACACCUGUGUACGUGAUUUGCGCCGGUCACGAUGGUUACUUUCAGGGUCCACGAACAGAAGACCGUUCACCGGAGAGUGCAGCAACCCGAAUUGGCUUGGGUGCACGUCUGCUGCAGAGCCUGACAGCUGAAAAGCUACGCGAAGCUGGACAUGGACGUAAGACCUUCCAGUUGGAACGUGACCUCGACGGGCCCGAAUGUCUUGUAAUGCACAGUGUAUUACACGUGGAUCGUGCGAGAGCAAUGUCGCAGCGCGAACUUUGGGAACUGAUCGGUCGUGAACUGAUGACUGGACCAUUGGCAUCAAAAGAUCGAAAGUAUCUGGCAUUCUUAUCCUGCACAAGAUACAGAGGGGCACCAAGUCCUCGAACACACGAGGAUACAUUAGCAAGGACGCAGGGUCAUGCCGCUUUGGGUGGCGGUGGAUUGGCACUUUUUGGGUCGGCUUGUCUGCACACGUGGCCAACUUGCAUGGCUCAGAUUUUGUCUCGCUUCCUCGACACGACGAUAAUCGAUACAGAGCAAUUAAUGGAUGACAGCAAUUACCGAGGUACUCACGGUGGUUGUCUCGCGACGACACUCGGCUCGGUACUACACGAACUCGGCCACACCUUCGACCUCGGACACACGCGCGAUGGAAUAAUGGGUCGAGGGUUCGACUACGUUGACCGCGUGUUCGUCGGUGCAGCUGGUAUCGAUGCAAAUCGUAAUCCCGUAAGACGAGUGCCACAACACACGACCGUCGCAAUAAGUCGCCCGCUCAGUGUCACUGUCACGGUACAACAGCCAGUACAAGCUGCAAGCCCAAGGCGAGGAAGAUUAUUGUCGGAGACAGCAAGGCCAAAUACACUGGGAUUCGAGCAAACGACUGCACGGAAUCCCGGAAGAUUGUCGGCACCAACGAGUCCCGAAUUAAAUAGAUCGUUCGCUAAAAGUAUGACAGCUAGUAACGAGACUCCCUCGCAGACGGAUCGAACUUUUUGGGGCAGUAGUUGUGCCGCACUGCUGGCACAUCAUCGCUGGUUUAACUUGGAUAGUGACAAUGCCAAGUGCCAGAACCUCAACGAUUUGAAGUAUGACGGAAAGAGGAACAUCGUGAGGUCACGACACGGCGUGCGAAUAAUCGAGUUGCGAGAGUCAUUGGGUGGGAUGGUCGUGGCAUCGCGCCAAUUUCCCGGCAACCAUUUGACCCUGGAAGCAAUGGUCCCAGCGCCACCACCCCAUUACGUCACUGCAUUAACUCUCGUCGCAGAGGAUUCACUUGGUAGCAUCCUCAAGCAUCCCUUACCAACGGCCUUCUAGGGACACGCAUAUUCUUUAUCGGCGAGACAUUCGCUUAAAAUCGUGUAAUCCUGUGAUCUCCAAGGCCGUUCUAGUAUAAGAUGAAACUGAUUAAUUGUAUUCCGUUGGUUUGUUUGCUUGUUUGUUUGUUUGUUUAUUAUUUUUUUUCAAAAAACGACCGAUCAUCCAAUCCAUUGGGCAUUUUUGGAGCAAAAUUUUGUAUUUAUUACACGAACUAAUACAAUUGUGCAUUGAUACGCCUCAUUUCACUCGUAUAUCUGCGCAGGACAGCGGUCUCUUUUACAUUUAUCAAUAUAAAAUAGAAUAAAAAUAGUCAGCAAAAUAUAAUUUUUUAUUGAAAUUCAAGAUAGAAUGCUUAACUAUAAUUUAAUUUUUUUGUCGCUCUAAAUUUUCUUGAAACCUUUUCCACAAUUUUCGGAAAAAUAUAUAUUUUGCUGAAUAUUGUAUCGCGUAAAAUAUAUCAUGUACGCUUAUCAUUACCAAAGUGCUUAGAGCAACAACAAAAAAUAUUUAUGAAAUAUGAUCUCAAAAAAUUGGUUUUUUAUCUGCUAAUUUUUUAUUGGUAGUGAUUUUCGUUCAAAUCGAGAAAUUAAAUACUAGAAAAAGUGUAGUAAUAUUUUUAUUUUAUAAGUGCAAAAAGAAAGUAGCAUUUAGAUACUUUUAUAUGAUGGCAUAAUUGUUCAGUAGAAGGUGAAGUAGCAUGCAUCAAUAUUCUGCAAUGUACAGAAAAAAGAGAAUCAAUUUUUUGAGAUUUAAGUGCUUUCGCUUUUCGCUCUCAUUAUAAUAAGGCAAUACAUUAAAUAUAUUUAUUGUGAUGAAAUCGAGUACACAUGAGAUAUUAAAUUCUAAGGUAGGAGUUCCUAUCAGAUGUACUCGACCCGAGGAGGCUAAAGAUUAUUUAGCUAAAUAUUUGUAAUAAAAGAGCUGAAUCAAAUUAUUAUUUAGAGAUAUAUGUUUAAUGAAAUAAAUUCAAAUGUGUUCGUUAGCUUGAUAUAUUAAUUUUAAAUUAUUAUACUAAAAUAAAAUGUAUUCUUGUUAUGAUAUUUUACUCCUAUACUAUACAUAUUGUUUUCAUUAAGCUUUACACUCAAAAGUAUUUUUAUAAGUAUUUGAAAACGUAGAAUUGUUGUUUGUGUAAAAAUUCUAGUCACGAGCCUCUUCGGAAAUUAUGAAAUUUCUCAUUCCAAUAAUUUAAAAUAAGCGAUUCAGAGGCUACCCCAACCUUACACUUCAAUAAAUAUGUUAUAUCAAAUGCCAAUGGCGCUUCCUUGCACCGAAAUAAAAAUCAAUCGAUUGCAAUAAAAAAUCAUCGCAUCCAUGAAAUCGUGCAUUUGUCUGGAAAGAUAGAAUACAAUUCUAUUCAGAUAUAUGUGCACAUUAAUUAAGCACAAAUCAUAAGUUAAACGUAUAAUUAACUAAAAAUUUCACAGACAAUGGCAUUUAUCCACAAUCAAAUUAUUACAGCGUCCAAAGCCUAAGAUAAAGCAAUGAUAAAAUAACAAAUACGAUGUGGUCGUAUUAAAUAUACAUGACUUUCGACUGCAAGGCAUUAAACAUUUCUCACCUGUAUAACGAGAUCCGCAUUCACAGUAUUAUUAUGAUAAAAUGAAUACUCUAUAACAAUAUAUAGAAUGUAAACACUGAUACAGUCGAUCACAUCCACGAUAAUAUCAAAUGAAACUUUACGAAGACAUUUAGUAUAAAAACAACCAUUUACAAUGAAGAGUUUAAUCUAUACCAAAUGAAUCGAAUUUCCAUAGCAAAAGAUGAUCAUAAUAAUAAACCUAUGUUACUCUCCCUCAGUGUUUGUUUCCAUUCCAACAAUAAAAAGGGUGAUCUUUUCCAAU